AUGGCGAUGACAUUCUCCACCCCGCUUCAUGGAGUGACUUCACAGCGAAGUGCACAGUUUGCCGACUUUCUACGGGCCAAAGGCACGUUGCCCUCGCGCCUCCCAACUCGGAUAUGUCAAUCCCGAAGUGCAUCGGAAUUGUUUGCAGAACCGCGGAUGUCUUUGCUGUCGCAGCAAGUUCCAGACAGAGCAAACACCAUAUUGCCGUCUUGGACAGACCGGAAGCUGCAGACGUGUCUGCCUCAGCUUAAAGCUACCAGAUGGCCCCACCCUUAA
Symbiodinium sp. CCMP2456 is the source of this 276-nucleotide messenger RNA. Lineage: Eukaryota; Dinophyceae; Suessiales; Symbiodiniaceae. The record is from the annotation of a GenBank genome assembly.